AUGUUUAUCAGCGAGGGAUUGCUGCUGCCACCAGGCUGUGAAAUCACUGAUCUGAUGAUGGGAGUCGUCCCCCUGACAGAGCUGGAAACAGCAUCCUCCGAUCACGACCGGGUCGACACGUUUACCUCCUGUGAGGAGGAUCAUGAGGGGAGGGAGGUGGUGGUGGUCGCCACCCUGGCUGCUGUGACAGUUUUCACCUUGGCAGACCUUGUGGAGAUGCUGUCCAUUUCUGCUGCAGCACCUGAGUCUUUGGAGUCGGAUCCAGCACCAGAACACUCAGAACCAGAGUCCUCUGAGCUAGAACGAGUACCAGAGUCUACAAAGUCCCAGGGUCUGAUUGCCAAGUCCCCGGGUCUGCCUGAGGCUCUAAAGAUCUCCAAGCUGGUCUCUGCUCCUGAACGCACUCUGGUCCCUGAUGCAGCUGAGGAUUCUUUGCCGCCUGCAGCUGCAGAGUCUCCAGUGCCGGACCCUGCAGAGUCUCCAGUGCCGGCCCUUCCAAAGUCUCCUAAGCCGGCCCCUGCAGAGUUUCUUUCAUUGCCAGCCCCUCUAGUGUUUCCAGUCACCCGCAGCACCGGCCCCAGCUGA
Messenger RNA from Austrofundulus limnaeus, 585 nucleotides. RefSeq names its product predicted GPI-anchored protein 58. The transcript is spliced from 2 exons. Lineage: Eukaryota; Metazoa; Chordata; Actinopteri; Cyprinodontiformes; Rivulidae. The record is from RefSeq and is a predicted model, not a curated record. Bases 1 to 585 code for a protein of 194 amino acids.